Bemisia tabaci is the source of this 4244-nucleotide messenger RNA. RefSeq names its product tetratricopeptide repeat protein 37. Gene Ontology annotation, biological process: nuclear-transcribed mRNA catabolic process. Lineage: Eukaryota; Metazoa; Arthropoda; Insecta; Hemiptera; Aleyrodidae. The record is from RefSeq and is a predicted model, not a curated record. Gene Ontology annotation, molecular function: protein binding. Gene Ontology annotation, cellular component: Ski complex.
GUUGUAACUCUUUUGAAUAUCACUAAAAUUUGUGUCCAUAAUAAUGGAGGAAGACGUCAUAGAUCAAAAGUUACAGGCAGUUGAUGCAGCCCUUGUGGAGGGGGACCUGAAAGCAGCGCUGAAGAUUUGCAAAGAAAUAUUGCAAGCAGAUCAAGCAAACUACAAAGCGCUCGUAAAGAUUGGUUUGGUGUUAUUGAAGCGGGACUUGACUGACCAGGCUCUCAAAGCGUUCCGUAAAGCAACAUUGGUGGCUCCACAGAAUUUUGAAGCAUGGUAUCAUCUGCUGGGAUAUUAUCUGACGGAUACAUCAUCGGAUCAAACAAAUCAAUUGAUCCCAAUCUACGUUGGAUUACUCCAGGCUGAGGCGGAUGUGUUUGCAUGGCAAGAUCAUGUCAACAAGUUCUUGGAUUUAUGUGACCGCAAAGGUGACCUAAGUGCAGCCGUACCCUUACUUGCAAGUAUAGCCCGAAAUGGUGUUGGCUUGAAGCUGGAAUUCUGCUUGAAAGCCCUGCAAAGAAUUUGUGCAGCAAAAUGGCCAGAAGAUCAGCUAAUAUACCUGAAGGACGUUUACCAGAUCCUAGUCAGCAAAAAAGAAGCAACCCACUUCCGAAUCCAAUACCUGAAGAUCCUCUAUAAACUCAAGCAUUACUGUGAAUUCUUCAUGGAGGCAGAGGAUAUGACCACCAAACUUCCAUCAGAAAUUUUCCCUUUGAAACAAAUAUGUAAAGGGUUCUACAAACUCUCCCUUCUAAAUGAGGUCAUUCCUGAUAAUAUCAAACUCAAGAUAAAUGAAUACGCGGAUAAAUUGGUCACAAUUGAUCCAAAGCAAGAACAUGAUGCCCUGAUAACUAAAGGUGUCGAUUUAUUCUCGAAAGCUGAGUUUUCUGAUGCAAGAUUCUCAUUAAAUAAAGCUGUGAAGACCGGAAAACCUGAAUCGUGGUGGGGAUGGCUUCACUUAGCUCGUGCCCAUUUAGCACUGUUUUGCUACAAAGGAGGGUUGUACUGCUCGCUAGCCGCUUUGAGCUACUUGGAAAAAUCAAGAACUAGCGUGGAAACAAAGACACGAGUGAAACUGAUCAUAGAGAAAGCGAUAGUCGAAUCAGCCUGCAACUGCGAUGCCGAGGAAGAUGUUCUGGAGGGUAAAAACGUGUGCCUCAAGAGAUUGAUUGAAACGCCUUUCGACCCAUUUUUGCUGGAGAACUACUGCCUGGCCAAUUUGACACUGAACCAAUUGGACAUAUUUAGUGAAUACUACAAAAGACUCGAGGUUACUGGCGAAGCAUCACCAGCCCUCAUGCGGUAUUUGGAUGGUGCUCAUUUGAAAAAGCAAGGGAGGCUGGAAGAAGCGGCUAAAACACUUAAAUUGGUGGAGAGUCUAUCCCCGCCCGAAAGUCUUCAGUCCAAAACUCUUAUCUUACUAGGAGACAUUUCCUCACAGUUAAAAGAUUUUGGUGAUACUCAUCAAUGCUUUCUCAAAGCUGCAAAACUCUGUCCGCACUGGUACUUACCCUACUAUAGCCUUGGUUGCUACUACAUGAGUGUUCUGAAAGACUAUGAUAAAGCAAGACGAUGCUUCCAGAAAUCGUACGAGUUCAACCCAUUCUUCACAGAAGCAGGCAAAGGUCUUAGCGAUGCUUACAACAAACUGAACAUGCCGCAAAAAAACAUUGAGGUCCUCCUCAAAGUCGCAAGUAAUUCAGGCGAGAAAUGGGCAUGGGUUCGUCUAGGCCGCCUCUAUUCCAUCACUAACCAGUAUCAACAAGCUUCCGACUGUUACUUAAAAGUGUUGAAAGCUAAUGAGCAAGACAGCCAGUGCUGGGAGUUACUCGCAGUGUCGUAUUCAGCCCGUGGAAUGUUCCACGCUGCAAUCAAAUCAUUUGAACGCGCAUCUGAAAUCAACCCUAACUUGCUGUACUCAAAGUAUCGUGCAGCAACCAUCAAGCUCUUGAUCGGACGAUUCGAUGAAGCGCUGGAGGAGUUCCGUGUUUUAGUCCAUGAAGAUCCUUCUUCUGUUCCGUACUUGAAGGGGCUGGCGGAGACUUGCGUUAAGCUUGCCCAAGUGCUGUUCAAAAAACACAUCCUAAUAACGUGUAAGGACAGGUGUCAGGAGGCAAUUGAUAAUCUCUGCAGAGCACAUGAAGCUGCCGGGAAGAAGCUAUGCUGUUUAUGGAAACUUUUAGGAGAUGUUAGUUGUCUUGUUGCCAAGUUACCAUCUUCGCUGAAUGAAAUCAUCGUACCCACCUACCUCUCUAAGUCUGAAAUAACUGAGUCUUUGGAUUGCAAACCUGUCCGAAUAAAUAGGAGUGAAGUUCUAGACUUAGCUUCCAGGUGUUACUGGGAAGCUCUUCGUAUCUGUGAAAAUGAACCGUCAUUAAAUGCUGCUGCUAGUCCUUUACUGUACGAUCUAACUUAUUCAUAUAAUUUAAGUGCCACUCUCACGACGGACCCCACUCGAAAAUUGCAGUUAAGAGAACAGGCGUUUGAAGUUGCCGUUAAGUGCAUUUCUUUAGACGACCAGAACAUAGAUUACUGGAAUAUUCUUGGUGCCAUAGCAAUGUCAGAAGAAUUAAAAUUGUAUGAUCUCGCUCAGCAUGCAUUCAUUACAAUCACCGAAAUUAAUGGAAGUAGCGCUGUUGGAUGGAGUAAUUUGGGUGUCCUGUACUUGAUGCAUGGGAACUAUGCGCUGGCGCACAAAAUGUUCCAAUCAGCUCAGGACUCAGAUCCAAAUCAUGUCAGCAGCUGGAUUGGUAUGUCAAUGAUUGCGGAGAAUGUACAGGUAUACGAUGCGAUGGACUUGUUUCGGCAUGCUGCGGCCAUGGAAUACCACCCAGAGAGUAGCCUCGGUUUUGCUGACUUUGUAUGUCAGUAUAUAGCGCCUUCCAAUUCUAAGUCAAAUGUUGACCUAAUGAACUCAGUUCCUGUAGCAAUAGAUUGCCUUUCUCAUUACAUAAUGCAUAAUGAGUCAGAUUUCAAGGCUCUAAAUCUUCUUGGAAUUUUACUCGGAAAAUCUAACCUGAUCAAAAGUAGUCUGCAAGUUUUGAAAAAAGCUCUGUAUCUGUGUCGAGACACUAAAGAUGCGUCUAACACUGUCAAAAGGAAUCUUUGUCACACUCUAAUGGAAGCAGGAUCGUUUUCAGAGGCCAUUGCUGUGUUUUCAUCGAUAUCUGAUAAAGAUCCCAACGUUAAGUUGGGGUUUGCUCAUGCGUAUGCCAAAGAUAAACAGUUUGACAAAGCAUACAGUUUGUAUCGCUCAGUUUAUGGCGUUUUGAAGAAAGAAGACAAUUUGCGGGGGCAUCUUCUUCUAGCAAUGGCAAGUGCAGCUUACCAAAGUGAAAACGUAGAAGAUGCUGAGGCUAUUUUAUAUGAAUGCCUGAAUCAUCCGAGCUUUUCUGCCAAGGCUUUGAUUGCGUUAGGAGCGCUCUUUUUAUUGGAGGACGAAAAUCUCAACGCAGUAUAUCUAGUCUUACGGGAUCUGGAGCCUUUCAAGUUCUAUCCCGAACAUUGCUCUCAGAUAGCGUUUUUAAAUGCAGUUUCGAAAGUUAUUCAGGGAAAUGUACACCUAGCCAAGAGUAAAAUUAGCAGUCUGAUAAUACGGUGGCCAAAUCACAUAAAGUUCUGGUUGGAUUUGACGGGAAUUUUACUGUAUUGCAACUUCCCGCCAGUUCACCAGGUUUCAGGAUCUGCUUUGAAUGCAUGCAUAGCCAUGUACAACAGGAAAGUGCCUGCAGACAUGCAAGAAAGUCUGACGUUCACAAGUCUUUCAUUCCUGGCCAUGAAGGAUUUCGAAAAAGCUCUCUUCACAGCUCAAAAGAUCGUUCUACGCUAUCCCACAUCAGCCUCAGGGUGGAUUCUGACUCUGGCAGCAUUAUUCUUAAGAGACAAAAGUUUGGACUCUGUGAGUCCUCUAGUUGAAUUUAUUUCAAAUCUUGACUGUCCAGAGCAACAAAGAGACUGGGUCCUUAGAUUAAAGCAGUAUGUCGUUAAGUAAAUGCUAAUUAUAUGCUCUGCUUGAGUUUUGUCAUUUUCAUAGCGCUCAAUGAUUUGCUCGGAUUUUUUCAGCCCAAACAAGAGUUUCUCGAUCUUGUAACUCUUUUGAAAAAGCCUUAUAUAGCAAAUUUUCAGGUUAUCCAAGAGCUACGUGCUAGAGAUUUUAAAAUCCUCUGGUCAUUGAAAACUUUAUAAAGCUGACAAUUGUUGUCGUUAACCACUCAUUUUGUCAGCCCAAUGGAGAAUUUGCACGCAAA